AUGAAGACGUAUCAGGAUUAUACCGUGGCAGUGGUAUUCGCAAUCGAGUUCGAGAUGAGCGCUCUGCGCUAUAUGCUCGAUCAAGAGCACCCGAGCCUGUCGAGUAAAUCGGGAGAUCCGAAUGAUUAUAUCCUUGGCGAAUUAAGUGGCCACGACAUCGUGCUCGCUUGGCUUCCAGGGACUCAAGGGAACAGUGCUGCCGCCAUCGUCACUACAAAUCUCGACCGGACCUUCCCAAAUAUACAAUGGCACUUCCUGGCGGGAAUUGGCGGCGGUGUCCCAAGUAUUAAGCACGACAUCCGCCUAGGUGACGUCGUUGUUAGCAUGCCAAAAGGAACCCACGGCGGAGUAGUGCAGUACGACUUAGGCAAAGACACCGACAACGGCUUCAAAUUAAAAGGGUUUCUAUCGACGCCCCCACCCCGCCUCAGAACCGCUGUGGGAAGAAUGCAGUCAGAUCAUCGAAAGAAUGGUAGCAAGGUGGCCCAAUUUGUUUCGGACAUGAUACAGAAAAGCAGACGAUUCAAGGUCUAUAUGCAACCGGCUGCCGAAACAGAUGCUCUAUUUGAUGGAAACUACCCACAUGCCGUUGAUGGAGAGCCAUGUGAGCACUGCGACAAGACACGAAUCGUUCCAAGAGAUCCACGUGAGGACAGCGGUCCCGAAGUCCACUACGGGCUGAUCGCAUCGGGUAAUGGUGUAAUGAGGAGCGCAGCUAGGAGGAACUCAUUGGCGCAGAGUAUAAGAGAUAUUCUCUGCUUCGAUAUGGAAGCCGCAGGUUUAGCUACCGAAUCCUCUUACAUUAUCAUUCGGGGCAUCUGUGAUUACGCAGACUCGCACAAGAACGAUGUUUGGCAGUACUAUGCAGCUGCCGUAGCGGCUGCGUGUACCAAGGAGCUCUUGGCUUAUCUGGACCCUGUAAUUACCGGAGACAGCGAAGAGCGCAGCUUGAGGUAUUCUGAUACAGCAAGCAAAGUGAAUAGUUAUGCUAAUUUCACCGGUCGAGGAGUUCAGAAUCUAGGCGGUAGCUUCAGCGUGGGAAGAGACAUGCACAUCAAUUAA
Neoarthrinium moseri is the source of this 1062-nucleotide messenger RNA. RefSeq lists its product as uncharacterized. The record is from RefSeq and is a predicted model, not a curated record. NCBI's taxonomy places the organism in Eukaryota, Fungi, Ascomycota, Sordariomycetes, Amphisphaeriales, Apiosporaceae. Gene Ontology annotation, biological process: nucleoside metabolic process. Gene Ontology annotation, molecular function: catalytic activity. The transcript has a single exon. Bases 1 to 1062 code for a protein of 353 amino acids.